Messenger RNA from Leucoraja erinaceus (little skate), 646 nucleotides. RefSeq names its product tubulin cofactor a (gene tbca). Gene Ontology annotation, cellular component: microtubule cytoskeleton; cytosol. Lineage: Eukaryota; Metazoa; Chordata; Chondrichthyes; Rajiformes; Rajidae. Bases 111 to 437 code for a protein of 108 amino acids. Gene Ontology annotation, molecular function: beta-tubulin binding. Gene Ontology annotation, biological process: tubulin complex assembly; post-chaperonin tubulin folding pathway. The record is from RefSeq and is a predicted model, not a curated record. The transcript is spliced from 4 exons.
AGUGCGCAUGCGCCAGCCCUCGCCCCAGUUGCUAGGCGGUGACAGUUGAGCGCGGGCCGUGACUUUUCCUCGCGCUCACACUUUGCUCCCUCGUCCAUCAAACCGCGAGCAUGGCGGAUCCCAGGACCCGGCAGAUGAAAAUCAAGACCGGCGUGGUGAAGCGGCUAGUAAAGGAAAAACUUAUGUACGAAAAAGAGGCAAAACAGCAGGAAGAAAAAGUUGAGAAAAUGAAAGCUGAGGGGGGUGAUCACUAUGUGGUUAAAAAGCAGAUCGAGGUUUUACAAGAAUCACGGAUGAUGAUUCCAGAUUGUCAACGCCGAUUGGCAACUGCCCACAGUGACCUCUCACAGCUAUUGGAAUGCGAGAAAGAAUUGGAAGAAACUGAGGAAUACAAAGAAGCCCAGUCCACAAUAGCAUCAAUUAAAUUAGAAGCAUAGAACCCAUUAUCAAUGACGAGCUCUUUUGUUAUAAGUAUUAAGUACCAUUCCAUUUCCCCAUUUAUUUCUGUUUUAGGCAUUAUGAUCCUGCUAUUAUCAAGCUUGGGCUGUAUGUACAAAUCCUAUGAUCCAAGCCCUCUUACAAUGACUAAUUUUGUGCCACAUCAUGGUGAACUAAUGAAACAUUAAAUAAAUGUACUUGAUGACAA